Pectinophora gossypiella (pink bollworm) is the source of this 3650-nucleotide messenger RNA. Its product is annotated as organic cation transporter protein. Gene Ontology annotation, molecular function: transmembrane transporter activity. The transcript has 3 exons. The record is from RefSeq and is a predicted model, not a curated record. Gene Ontology annotation, biological process: transmembrane transport. The coding region runs from base 178 to 1827 and encodes 549 amino acids. Gene Ontology annotation, cellular component: membrane. NCBI's taxonomy places the organism in Eukaryota, Metazoa, Arthropoda, Insecta, Lepidoptera, Gelechiidae.
GCCGUCGGUGCCACGGCGAUAGCCAUUCGCCCGUCCGCCGGCACCCGCGCCUGGCGCCCGCACUCACGCCUGCGCCUCGCGCUCUCUCCCGACCUCUCAACCCGCCAUCAAUGGUGUUUGUGAAUAUCCUUACAGAACUUCUGCAACAAAUUUCGAGUAGCACAAUCUACCCACAUCAUGGACAAGGAUCACGCGCUAGAGGAGAUGAUGGGGAAGCUCGGAGACUUCGGGCGGUACCAAUGUUUCCAGUUCAUACUCCACAUUCUGGCUGCCAUGACGGCUGGUAUGCACAUGUUGUCCCUGGUGACUGUGGCUGCGGUACCUGAUCACAGAUGUGCUCUACCUGGAUUAGACAACGCAACUCAAAGUGUACAGUGGAAUUCUUCAUUAGUAUUGCAGGCUAUCCCUUUAAAUGAUCAUGGAAAACUAGAGUCCUGCAAGAUGUACGGCGUUAAUAAAACAUUGGAAGACUGCCAUGCAUGGGUUUACAACGAGCAGUAUUUUACGUCAUCACGCGGCAUCGAGUGGGACUUCGUUUGCAGUCGCCGGUGGAUGGGCGCGACAGCACAAACCGCAUACAUGUUCGGAGUAGUCAUCGGCUCCCUGGUACUUGGACGUCUCUGCGAUAAAUUCGGAAGAAAGACUGUAUUCGUCUGGUCCGGAAUACUUCAACUACUUUUCGGCGUCGUUGUAGCUUUCACCGUUGACUACUACUCUUUUGUCGCCGUCCGAUUCCUCUACGGCAUAUUCGGUUCCGGGUCGUACAUCGCCGGAUUCGUACUAACAAUGGAACUAGUCGGGCCGAGCAAGCGCACAAUAUGUGGUGUCAUGUUUCAAAUCAUGUUCGCCGUCGGAAUAAUGCUGCUGGCCGCAUGGGGAUACCUCAUUGAUAACAGAUUCUAUUUACAAAUUGUUUAUGCUUUACACGCCGUGGUGCUGCUUCCUCAUUGUUUGUUGAUGGACGAGUCCCCGAGGUGGCUCUGGGCCCAGGGUCGAGCUCGCGAGUCUGUCGCUGUUAUAGAAAAGGCAUUAAAAAUUAAUAAAUCUACCGAUAUAAUCGACACUCCAGCUCUGGUAUCUCAUUGCAAGGCUACCUGUGCGAAGUACACCGACGAGCAUUCUGCCGGAACCUCCGAUCUUUUCAAAACUCCAAAUAUGCUUAAAAAGUCUCUAAUUAUUUGCGGUUGCUGGUUCGCUAAUUCUGUAGUGUAUUAUGGCCUUUCUCUUAACACGGGAAAAUUAAAUGGAAAUCCGUACUUCAUUAUGUUUUUGAUGGGCGUUGUAGAGUUGCCAAGUUACGUUAUAAUUGUGUACUUUAUGGACCGAGUUGGUCACCGUGCGCUGAUCAGUAUGAUGAUGUUACUCGGCGGGAUCGCUUGCCUCGUUGUAGUGGCUCUACCUCACGGGUCUAACUCGGCCACUGGAGUAGUUAUGGUUGGAAAGCUAUUCAUAUCUGGUUCAUAUUCGAUAAUUUACAAAUAUUCAGCUGAACUAUUCCCCACUGUGGUCAGAAGCUCCGGUGUGGGUUUAGGCAGCAUGUUCGCCAGUGUAUCUGGUGCUCUCACCCCUUUGAUCAGUUUACUCGAUACCCUCAACCCGAAAAUCCCAACCAUCAUAUUUGGUUUCAUAGCUAUCUUAUCUGGGUUCUCUACAUUUUUCUUGCCAGAAACAAUCGGUCGUAAUCUGCCACAAUCUCUUGAUGACGGUGAGCGAUUUGGUGUCGGAGAUACUUGCUUCACUAACUGUACUGGUAGAAGAAUGAGUGAUAGUUCAGUAGAGAUACCUGAAACCAUGGUACCUCUUGAGGGAAUUGAGAAGAAACAGUAACGUCGAAAAUAUAACAAUUAUGGGUAAGCUUGGUUAUAAGAUCGUUUGUUUCUCGCAUUUAAUUAGAUUGUCGAGAUAAUUACGACUUCUAAUAUAGCUAUAAUGUUCUAGAAUAUGUGUUCUAGAAACGAAAAUGACAUAUUUUUGACAGUGAAUCUUUGAGUAGGUAAAAUUCCCAGAACGUACUGUUACAACAUGGCCACUAGUGAUUGAUACCAAACAUAACUUGCCAAUAACGCUCUCUAUCGAAAACAUUGUAUGUACAUUUGUACCCUGUGAUUUGGCCGCUUAUAACUUCUGUAAAUUAUAAUCCACCUAAAUUAAAUACUUACCUGUGUCUAUCGAAUGUAUGACCCGGUUUAUUAAUAGGUACUUACGUAAAUACAAUUACAGUGGCAAAUGCAUUUGUGAACAAUAUUGUACUACAUAAUUAAUUUAAUACUUAGGUACUUAGUAAAUACGUAAGAUUCACAAUUGGUUUCUUUAAUUUUAUUUGUAUAUUUAGGUGUACCUUUGCAGGUACCUAAUGAAAGAAUCUAACAAACAGCAGAGGUGCGAGUACUACAUUCUUGACCACUAACGCUAAUGUAGUACAAUAAUGUGUUUCCCCGGGUUCAAAGACGGUCAAUGUAAUUUACAUAAUGAAUUCAUGCUUGUAAGAAUCCUGUUUGCCACUAGCCACUUUAUAGAGCCUUGUAUAUUUGGGGAAACGCGAAAUCUUCAACAUUCAUCUUGCGAUAGAUGUACCUCUGACUAGCCCAAUUGGGAAUAUUGUCUUGUGCUUAUGUUAUGUACUUAUAUUAGGGGAAACACGUUUGAGAACGGUGGCUAGGCUACAUACAGCAUAUUUUCUAUGACACUCCUUAUUAGGCAUUGGAGGAAUAUGCUUAAUAUUCCCUGCUCGAUAGACGCAGGGAGUCCUGUGCCCAGCAGCAUUAGCAUUAUUUUAUAUGGAGGCUGUCUAUUAAAAACCAGUGUACGAAAUCUAUUUCACAAAGAUUAAGGAAUUAAAAUUGUUAGUACAAUUAACAAUAAUAACUCUUAUUGUCUUCAGUCGUAGCAUAGGUUCAAAUACCUAAGUCUUUUGUAUUAGAAACUAGAAUUAAUAUUUACUAGUCGAUAGACUUAUUUGUUUUAGUUUAUUAUUUAGGUCGUGGCGACUGUUUAGCAUAGGAUAUUUUGAUAUAUCUCUCAGCUUAGUAUAAUUACUAGUCGCUACAGUUAGGCAAGACCUACAUGUAUCAAAUACAUAGGCAAAUUCUUAACUGCAUCUAAUGACGCUUUAUACAUGACCGAAAAAUAUAAUCUCCUACUAAUUAUGAAAUAAAGUUCUUAAGUAAGUGUACCUCUAUAGAUACUUACUACUUAUAUAUUUAGCCACCUUACUAUAAGUAAUAAUUACACACUUGAAUAUCGUCGUUAGACUUGUUAAUUGCAACCUAUUGUUCUUUCACAGGCAGUUAUUUCUAGUAAUAAUGCUGUCAAGGUAUAUCUAGAUUAGGUAUACAUGAUACCUAUUUAUGACGUUUACAAAGAAAAAUGUUUUAAUAUGUUUAGAAUUUGUUUUAAAAUAAUGUUUUCAAUAUAAUGCAUUCAGUUAAAUGAGGGCCUUUCCAGGCUACGUUCCUCAAAAACAAUAUAGAUUGCGCUGUAAAGAUUUUCCUUCGUUUAAUCUUUUAAUUUCAUGGAUAACAGACGUGAAGCUUUUAUCUUUGUUUAUGGGUAUAAAUGAUGACUUUUUUAUUACACCCAGACACGAUUACAUCUUCCACCCAUUAUUAUUCUGUUCAAAAUAAAGAGAAGCAAUAAAGGUAGCAACACAA